AUGUUUCUUCUAUAUUUUAACAACAAACAGUUAGCUGUCGGUACAAAUCCAAUUACGUUAGCAGCACCUGGUAAAAGUCCCGACAAUCAUUUUGUGUUGGAUAUGGCUACAAGUGCAGUAGCUUUGGGUAAAAUUGAAAUGUGUCGAAGAAGAAACGUUCAAAUACCUAAAGGAUGGGGUGCUGAUGCUGAUGGUAAAACAUGUGUUGAUCCAAAUGUAGUUGUUACGAAGGGUGGUUUAAUGCCUUUGGGCGGUGAAGAAGAAAAUAGUGGCUAUAAAGGUUACGGUUUAGGAAUGUUUGUUGAAAUUUUAUGCGGAAUUAUUGCAAAUGCUGCAUAUGGAGCAAAUAUUCGUCGAUGGAUGUCAACUGAUAAACCAGCUAAUUUGGGUCAAUCAUUUCUAGCCAUUAAUCCUAAAAUGUUUGCACCAGGAUUUGAAGAACGAUUAUCGGAUUAUGUGAAUAUGAUGCGUAAUCUACCAGCAGUGGAUAAUAGUAAACCUGUGAAGAUUCCUGGAGAUUUUGAAAGAGAUCAUAUGGUAGAAUGUGAUGAACUUGGUGGUAUCCCAUAUCCUCCAGUAUUGAUUGAGAGUUUAAAUAAUUUAGCCGAUCGAUUGAAAGUUAACAAAAUGAAGAUUAUUAAAAAUUUAUAACCUAUUCACACAUUCACUUUAUUAUAUUUUAUACCACAAUCUGUUGUUGUAUGCAGUUUUACCUUGUAUUUAUUUGUUCCUUUUUUUUGGUUCCAAUUAUUUAGCUUUUAUAGAGUGAAAUUUAUUGACAAAAAAAACAAAAUUAAAUAGAUUGUUUGUUUAUUAGUUUUUUUUAAAAAAAAUACAAUCGAACUUUG
Messenger RNA from Schistosoma turkestanicum, 848 nucleotides. Lineage: Eukaryota; Metazoa; Platyhelminthes; Trematoda; Strigeidida; Schistosomatidae. The record is from the annotation of a GenBank genome assembly.